AAAGACUCAGACUAACAGGUGCCCUAUAAGCUUCCACUAAUAUACUGGUAUACUGACCCUCACGAUUUCAAAAUGCACAUAUGGUUGACAUUUUGAUAUAAGAACAUAAGAAAUACCUUUCAUGUGUGUGCAUAACUUAAUAAAGAAACGUGAUGUGGAAGUGAAGUUUCAGAAAGUGAUGUACGAGGAUUCACAAUUUGUUAUAAUUUAAAGAUGGCCAUUAUGUAUCAGAAUAUGUACGGCUGGAUACUUGAUCAUUGGCAGCUGACUGCAGUCACUUUUAAAGAUGUUAAUUCUGAAGACGGUACUGUGACAGAUUUCUCAUACAAAAGGGACAUGUUUGAAAUUAAUAGCCAAUUUAUCAUGGAUAGCGAGUUUGAAAGUAAAAUCAGGGUACAGGAAAGGGUUGACCAUACACAUGUCAAUCGUAAAAAGAGAAAGAGAAAAAGAAAAUCCAAUUUAAAUGAAGGAGAAAUUAAAGCUAAAACAUAUCAUGAUAAAAUUAUAGAAGUUAUUUUACAUGCCUAUAAAUCUUUACUCCAUGGUUCUAAAGAAAUGAAACUUUUUAACGAUAUUAGUAAAUCAUUAGAUAAUAAUGUUGCUGCAAGGAAGAUUGCAUUGAACUCCGGACCAGGAGACAAACUGAGGGAAUUGUGUUAUACUGAUAUCAAUGACCUUGAAACUGUGACUUUAAAACCUAAUGGUGUUUAUGAUAAUUUGUGUAAUAAACUUGUGAAAAAUUGUAGCAACUCUUCCAUAAAAGUUGAAAUUAAGGAUGACUUUUACUUUUUACCUGCAGAAUCUUCUUUCAUUAUGGGUGACACUGUUAAUUUAAAAUAUUUUACUUCAAUUUUAGGCAGAAAUGAAUUUGACUUUAUUUUACUUGAUCCACCAUGGGAAAAUAAGUCUGUAAAAAGAAAGAAACAAUAUUGGACAUUGGAUAAUGAAGAAUUAUUUCAAAUCCCAGUUCCUGAGUUAUCUGCCCCUGGUUGUGUUAUUGGUGUGUGGGUUACAAACAAAAUGAAACAUAAGGAUUUUGUUAUACAAGAGUUAUUCCCCUUUUGGAAUGUAGAUUUUAUAACAACUUGGUAUUGGAUUAAAGUAACAAAGUCUGGCAGUACAGUAUUAGAUAUAAUGUCUGAACAUAAAAAACCAUAUGAAAUUCUUAUAUUAGGAAAAUGUAAACACACAGAAAUAAAGAAAAUAUCUGACGAAAAGAUAUAUGAAAAAGAUAAUAAGAAAAGUAACAUUUGUAGAGAUGUGAACUGCAAAGAAAACUCAAGUGAAAGGAUAAGUUCUAAAUCUGUAGAGGACUUGUGUAAUGAGAGAACAAUGUUACCUGCUUCGUUAAACAAUGACAAUCUACCGUUAGAUAUGACCAUCCUGAGUGUGCCUAGUAGUAUUCAUUCUAUGAAAAUUCCAUUACAAGAUAUCAUGAAACCUUAUCUACCAGAGAAUCCCAAAUGUUUGGAAAUAUUUGCCAGGAACUUGACUCCAGCUUGGUGUUGCUAUGGUAAUGAGGUGUUUAAACAUCAGCAUAUGGAUUACUUUGAAGGUUUUACCAAAGAUACUAGAAUUCCAUUAGACUGUGAUGUGAAAUAAAUAAAUGUGUACCUUGUUUA
Messenger RNA from Mytilus californianus (California mussel), 1622 nucleotides. Its product is annotated as N(6)-adenine-specific methyltransferase METTL4-like. Gene Ontology annotation, cellular component: nucleus; RNA N6-methyladenosine methyltransferase complex. NCBI's taxonomy places the organism in Eukaryota, Metazoa, Mollusca, Bivalvia, Mytilida, Mytilidae. Gene Ontology annotation, molecular function: nucleic acid binding; methyltransferase activity. The transcript is spliced from 2 exons. The record is from RefSeq and is a predicted model, not a curated record. Bases 214 to 1602 code for a protein of 462 amino acids.